Messenger RNA from Punica granatum (pomegranate), 3300 nucleotides. The record is from RefSeq and is a predicted model, not a curated record. NCBI's taxonomy places the organism in Eukaryota, Viridiplantae, Streptophyta, Magnoliopsida, Myrtales, Lythraceae.
AACUCGGAAGGCAACCCGCCCAGUUUCUUCUUCUCCUCCUCCUUCCUCCUCCUCUUAUCUAAAACCCAGUCAGUCUCCGUUUCUCUCUGCCUUCACGGAGAUGGCUUCCCUCUCACUUCAGAGCAGGCUGUGCUUCUACUCAGCUCCCUCGGCCCUUCACUCCAACUCACGGCACAGAAGACGCCAUGGAUUCUCCAUCCAAUUCCCCCGGAAGACUGACUUGAAGACAGUGUGCUCCGCAGCAGAGCAUUCUCAGCAACAGCCGCAGCAGAGCUCGGAGAAGCAGGCCAUGAGGAAGAAGGGCAAGGGGAGCACGACUGACGCGGACAAAGGGGUCGACCCAGUUGGGUUCCUCACUAAGUUAGGGAUUUCCCACAAAGCUUUCGCUCAGUUCCUUCGCGAGAGGCAUAAGGCGUUGAAGGACCUCAAAGAUGAGAUUUUCAAUCGUCACCUUAACCUCAAGGAAAUGGCUUCUGGCUUCGAGAUUCUGGGUAUGCACCGUCACGUGGAACAUCGGGUGGAUUAUAUGGAAUGGGCUCCAGGAGCUCGGUACUGCGCAAUAGUUGGGGAUUUCAAUGGGUGGUCACCAACUGAGAACUGUGCAAGAGAGGGUCACUUUGGUCACGAUGACUAUGGUUACUGGUUCAUCAUUCUUGAAGACAAGUUGAAGGAAGGAGAAAAACCCGAUGAACUCUACUUUCAGCAGUACAAUUAUGUGGAUGAUUAUGAUAAGGGUGACAGUGGCAUUACCGUUGAAGAGAUAUUCAAGAAAGCAAAUGACGAGUACUGGGAGCCCGGGGAGGACCGGUUCUUGAAAAACCGAUUUGAACUACCAGCAAAGUUAUAUGAGCAAUGGUUUGGUCCGAAUAGUCCUCAGACAUACGAGGAACUGGAACCUAUACCUGAUGCAGAAACAAGGUACAAAGCUUGGAAAGAACAGCAUAAAGACGACCCCCCUGGUAACCUACCUCCAUUUGAUGUGAUUGAUAAUGGAAAAGAAUAUGACAUUUAUAAUGUUUUCAUUGAUCCCCCGUGGCGAGAGAAGUUCCGUGCAAAGAAACCUCCGAUACCAUACUGGUUAGAAACCCGUAAAGGAAGGAAGGCAUGGCUGAAGAAGUACAGUCCAGGUAUUCCUCAUGGAAGCAGAUACAGGGUUUAUUUUAACACCCCUAAUGGGCCAUUGGAGCGGGUCCCUGCUUGGGCUACUUAUGUAAAACCAGGUGAGGUAAAUGAAGAAUUGAGGACUUGGCCCCCAGAUGCAGAAGGAAGCCAAGCUUAUGCGAUCCACUGGGAACCGCCACCUGAGAGUGCUUACAAGUGGAAACACUCAAGGCCGAAUAAGCCAAGGUCCCUGAGAAUAUAUGAAUGCCAUGUUGGAAUUAGCGGAUCAGAACCUAAAAUAUCUUCCUUCAAUGAAUUCACAAAGAAUGUUCUUCCUCAUGUGAAGAAUGCAGGGUACAAUGCUAUACAGUUGAUAGGGGUAAUCGAGCACAAGGAUUAUUAUACUGUUGGUUAUAGAGUCACAAAUUUGUUUGCUGUGAGUAGCCGAUUUGGCACCCCUGAUGACUUCAAGCGAUUAGUUGAUGAAGCACAUGGACUAGGACUGUUGGUCUUUUUAGAUAUCGUGCACUCAUAUUCAGCUCCGGAUGAAAUGGUUGGACUAUCAUUAUUUGAUGGAUCAAAUGACUGCUACUUCCACUCUGGUAAACGAGGUCAACACAAAUACUGGGGCACUCGGAUGUUCAAAUAUGGUGACCCUGAUGUGCUGCAUUAUCUUCUGUCAAAUCUAAAUUGGUGGGUGGUCGAAUAUCAUACUGAUGGUUUUCAGUUCCAUUCACUCUCAUCAAUGAUGUAUACUCACAAUGGUUUCGCUUCUUUCACUGGGGACAUGGAGGACUACUGCAAUCAAUACGUUGAUCGGGACGCACUUCUGUACCUUAUUCUGGCGAAUGAUAUACUUCACGCUCUUCACCCAAAUAUAAUCACAAUUGCUGAAGAUGCAACGUCAUAUCCCGGCCUCUGUGAGCCAACAUCCCAAGGCGGAUUGGGAUUUGACUAUUACGUCAAUCUAUCUGUUCCAGAGAUGUGGUCAUCCUUGCUUGAGAAUACUCCUGAUCAGGACUGGAGCAUGAGUAAGAUAGUUGGCACAUUGAUUGGCAACAGAUGCUACGCUGAUAAGAUGCUCGUAUAUGCUGAGAACCAUAACCAAUCUAUAUCAGGAGGCAAAUCUUUGGCAGAAAUGUUGUUCGGCCAAAUCAAUGAGCAUUCUCCUGACUCGAAGGAUUUAAUCCUUAAGGGAUGUUCAUUAUACAGGAUGACCCGCUUGAUUACAUUCACGAUAUGUGGCCGCGCUUUCCUUAGUUUCAUGGGUAACGAAUUUGGGCAUCCUAAGAGGGUCGAAUUCCCAAUGUCGAGUAAUAACUUCUCCUAUGCAUUGGCUAUGCGUCGGUGGGAACUCUUGGAAGCUGAAGGACUCCAUCGGGAUUUUUUUUCUUUCGAUAAGGAUAUGAUGAAGUUGGAUGAAAAGGAAGGGGUGCUUUCGAGAAGCUUCCCAAAUAUCCACCAUGUGAAUGAUUCCACCAUGGUAAUAUCGUACAUGCGUGGUCCGCUUCUAUUUAUAUAUAACUUCCACCCAACUGAUUCAUACGAGAAGUACCAAGUUGGUGUGGAAGAAGCUGGAGAGUAUCAAUUGAUAUUGAAUACUGAUGAAAAAGAGUAUGGAGGUCAGGGACUGAUAGGUUGUGAUCAGUAUAUACAACGAACAAUCAGCAGACGGGUUGAUGGCCUUCGCAAUUGCUUGGAAGUGCCGUUGCCAAAUAGGAUAGCCCAGGUUUACAAGUUGAAGCGGAUUUUGAGGAUAUGAUCAAUUCUCAAGUGAGACUCGAAGACAUCAGCCAAGGUAGUUUGGGUCAAUGCAGGGGAGGAAACCAGUUCCGGUGCUUAAUAUUCACUGCAGCUUGUUCUUGAUUAGGAUCGUUGUUUAGAUGGGACCAGAAAGAUCUGUCUUCGGAGAACUGGUCCCUGAGUCAUCCCAUUUCUCUCCCCGAACUCAAUGUUCGAUCCGGGAGAAGUUUAUUGGUGUAACCUCCUUGUGAAGUAUGAUUGAGCCAUGCAGGCGAACAGAUGCUGCAGGUGAAUAUCCGUCGUCAUAUAUACAAAAAAAGGAAAUGUCUGGGACGAUUGAUUAGCACACCUAAAAUCUUUCGUGUCCUUUGGAUGACACUGUCGACAUGUCUUGACCCGUCUUUGUAUUACUUAAUUUAUUAUAAUCAAUGAUAAGAAGUUCUUUCCUACUUCUAA